AUGGAUGCCGGCGACGAGCCCUCCGUCACCCGCUGGUCCUUCCAGGACUUCGAGCGCUACUACGACGCGGGCCUCGGCAUCUGCCGCCAGCCCAAGGGCGACGGCGACGACGACGACAACGCGCCGCCCGGAUCGGGCUCCGCCGACACCGCUCACGGCCACGCCAACGGCGGCGCCGACCUGUCCGUCUUCGAGCAGUUCCAGCGGAUGGAUAGAAAUGUCGAGUUGCGCAAUGGGGCAAUGGAUGCCGGGCCACCGCAGAAAUCCCUGCUUCCUUCUUUUGAAUCUGCAGAAACACGCAACUUAGCCGAGACAUUGUUGAGGGAUAUCAUUCGUGGGAGUCCAGAUGUCAAAUGGGAAAGCAUUAAAGGUUUGGAAACUGCGAAGCGACUUCUUAAGGAGGCAGUUGUCAUGCCUAUAAAGUAUCCCAAGUACUUCACAGGUCUGUUAUCACCCUGGAAAGGUAUAUUGCUAUUUGGUCCACCAGGAACAGGAAAGACAAUGCUGGCAAAAGCUGUGGCUACCGAGUGCAAAACAACUUUUUUCAACAUUUCAGCCUCAUCAAUUGUCAGCAAAUGGCGUGGUGACUCGGAGAAACUAGUAAAAGUCUUAUUUGAGCUUGCAAGGCAUCAUGCACCAUCUACCAUUUUCCUUGAUGAGAUUGAUGCUAUCAUUAGCCAACGUGGUGAAGCUCGUAGUGAACAUGAAGCCAGUCGGCGAUUGAAGACUGAACUAUUAAUACAGAUGGAUGGAUUGACUAAGACAGAUGAGCUUGUUUUUGUUCUGGCGGCCACAAAUUUACCUUGGGAACUAGACGCAGCAAUGUUACGCCGAUUGGAAAAACGUAUUCUUGUGCCCUUACCAGAGGCAGAAGCUAGGCAUGCUAUGUUUGAAGAGUUCCUUCCAUCGACUCCAGAUACAAUGGAGAUUCCAUAUGAUGUUCUUGUGGAGAACACCGAAGGAUAUUCCGGCUCUGAUAUACGCCUUGUCUGUAAGGAGGCAGCAAUGCAACCACUUAGACGGUUAAUGGCAGUUCUAGAAGGCAGACAAGAAGAAAUGCCAGAGGAUGAGUUGCCUGAAGUUGGCCCAAUAGCGGCAGAAGAUAUCGAACUUGCCUUGAGGAAUACACGGCCGUCUGCUCAUCUCCAUGCACAUAGAUAUGAGAAAUUCAAUCAAGAUUAUGGCAGCCAUGUCAUUGGCUAA
Triticum turgidum subsp. durum (durum wheat) is the source of this 1203-nucleotide messenger RNA. The record is from the annotation of a GenBank genome assembly. Lineage: Eukaryota; Viridiplantae; Streptophyta; Magnoliopsida; Poales; Poaceae.